AGUACAAAACAAGGGUCUUGUAACCCUAACCCUAAUAAAGCAUGUCUACUGCUAUGAAUUUCAGCACAAAAAGCUUCAAACCUCGAGCGCCUGAUAAAGGAUCGUUUCCUUUAGAUCAUUUUGGUGAAUGUAAAGCGUUUAUGGAGAAGUUCAUGAAGUGCCUGAACGAAAACAACUUUGACAACUCCUUGUGCAGACAACAGUCCAAAGAGUACCUGGAGUGCAGGAUGGAGCAUCAGCUGAUGACCAAGGAGCCUCUAGAGAAACUUGGAUUUAAAGACCUCAUGGAUCCUCCUUCUAACCCAACAGAAAACAAUACCAAGUCCUAGCUGCAUCAUAUUGUAAUUCUAAGACAUCAUUCAAUAUAAGAACUUAAAAAAUUGCAA
Periophthalmus magnuspinnatus is the source of this 386-nucleotide messenger RNA. It is a transcript of the gene cox19, whose product is annotated as cytochrome c oxidase assembly protein COX19. Gene Ontology annotation, biological process: mitochondrial respiratory chain complex IV assembly. The transcript has 3 exons. The record is from RefSeq and is a predicted model, not a curated record. Gene Ontology annotation, cellular component: mitochondrial intermembrane space. NCBI's taxonomy places the organism in Eukaryota, Metazoa, Chordata, Actinopteri, Gobiiformes, Gobiidae. The coding region runs from base 42 to 329 and encodes 95 amino acids.